AUGGUGGGGAACGACUGGAUCAACAGCUACCUGGAGGCCAUCCUGGACGCGGGGGGCGCCGCGGGGGAGAUCUCGGCCGCCUCAACGGCGCCCGGGGGCGGCGGCGACGCGGCGGAGAAGAGGCGGGACAAGUCGUCGCUCAUGCUGCGGGAGCGCGGCCGCUUCAACCCGGCGCGCUACUUCGUGGAGGAGGUCAUCUCCGGCUUCGACGAGACCGACCUCUACAAGACCUGGGUCCGCACGUCGGCGAUGAGGAGCCCGCAGGAGCGGAACACGCGGCUGGAGAACAUGUCCUGGCGGAUCUGGAACCUCGCCAGGAAGAAGAAGCAGAUUGAAGGCGAGGAAGCCUCCCGCUCAUCGAAGAAACGUCUUGAGCGUGAGAAGGCCCGUCGAGAUGCAGCUGCUGAUUUGUCUGAGGACCUAUCUGACGGAGAAAAAGGAGAACAUAUUAAUGAAUCAUCUAUUCACGCUGAGAGUACAAGGGGACACAUGCCAAGGAUAGGUUCAACUGAUGCUAUUGAUGUUUGGGCAAAUCAGCACAAAGAUAAAAAACUGUACAUAGUGCUAGUAAGCAUUCAUGGUCUUAUACGUGGUGAGAAUAUGGAGCUUGGGCGUGAUUCAGAUACAGGUGGCCAGGUCAAAUAUGUUGUAGAGCUUGCUAGGGCGUUAGGUGAAACACCUGGAGUAUAUAGAGUGGAUCUGCUGACAAGGCAGAUUUCUGCACCUGAUGUUGAUUGGAGUUAUGGGGAACCUACAGAGAUGCUGAGUCCAAGAAAUUCAGAGAAUCUUGGGGAUGACAUGGGUGAAAGCAGUGGUGCUUAUAUUGUCAGGAUACCAUUUGGGCCAAGAGAAAAGUAUAUCCCUAAAGAGCAGCUCUGGCCCCACAUCCAGGAAUUUGUUGACGGUGCACUUGUCCAUAUCAUGCAAAUGUCCAAGGUUCUUGGAGAACAAGUUGGCAAUGGCCAACCAGUAUGGCCUGUUGUUAUCCAUGGACACUAUGCUGAUGCAGGCGAUUCUGCUGCUUUAUUAUCUGGGGCACUCAAUGUGCCAAUGGUCUUCACAGGUCAUUCUCUUGGCAGAGACAAGUUAGAGCAACUUCUAAAGCAAGGGCGUCAAACCAGGGAUGAAGUAAAUGCAACAUACAAGAUAAUGCGACGGAUUGAGGCUGAGGAACUUUGUCUUGAUGCAUCUGAAAUUGUAAUCACUAGCACUAGGCAAGAGAUAGAUAAACAAUGGGGAUUAUAUAAUGGAUUUGAUGUGAUUAUGGAGAGGAAACUUAGAGCAAGAAUAAAGCGUGGUGUUAGCUGCUACGGUCGUGAAAUGCCUCGUAUGAUUCCAAUUCCUCCUGGUAUGGAGUUCAGCCAUAUAGUGCCUCAUGAUGUUGAUCUUGAUAGUGAAGAAGCGAAUGAAGUUGGCUCAGAUUCACCAGAUCCACCUGUUUGGGCCGAUAUAAUGCGCUUCUUCUCGAACCCUCGCAAGCCCAUGAUUCUCGCUCUUGCUCGUCCAGAUCCCAAGAAGAACAUCACUACGCUGGUUAAGGCAUUUGGUGAACACCAUGAACUGAGAAAUUUAGCAAACCUUACGUUGAUCAUGGGUAACCGUGAUGUUAUUGAUGAAAUGUCAAGCACAAAUGGAGCUGUUUUGACAUCAGUACUCAAGUUAAUUGACAAGUAUGAUCUAUAUGGGCAAGUGGCAUACCCCAAGCACCAUAAGCAAUCUGAAGUUCCAGAUAUUUAUCGUCUAGCGGCAAGAACAAAGGGGGUGUUUAUUAACUGUGCUUAUAUUGAACCUUUUGGGCUCACCUUGAUCGAGGCUGCUGCUUAUGGUCUACCUAUGGUUGCUACCCAAAAUGGUGGGCCUGUCGAUAUACACCGGGUUCUUGACAAUGGCAUUCUUGUUGAUCCCCACAAUCAAAAUGAUAUAGCUGAGGCACUUUAUAGACUUGUUUCUGAUAAGCAAUUGUGGGCAAAAUGCCGUCAGAAUGGUCUGGAUAAUAUCCAUCGAUUUUCUUGGCCUGAACAUUGCAAAAACUAUUUGUCACGGGUUGGUACGCUCAAGUCUAGACAUCCACGAUGGCAAAAGAGCGAUGAUGCUACUGAAGUUUCUGAAACAGAUUCACCUGGUGACUCUUUGAGGGAUAUUCAUGAUAUAUCACUUAACUUGAAGAUCUCCUUGGACAGUGAAAAAUCAGGCAGCAUGUCAAAAUAUGGAAGGAGUUCAACCAGUGAUAGGAGAAACCUUGAGGAUGCUGUACAAAAAUUUUCAGAAGCUGUUAGUGCUGGCACAAAGGAUGAGUCUGGUGAGAAAGCUGGGGCCACCACAGGCUCCAAUAAAUGGCCAUCUCUGCGAAGGAGAAAACACAUCGUUGUUAUUGCUGUAGAUUCUGUGCAAGAUGUGGACUUGGUUCAGAUUAUCAAAAACAUUUUUCAGGCUUCAAACAAAGAAAAAUCAUCUGGUGCUCUUGGUUUUGUAUUGUCAACAUCUCGAGCAGCAUCAGAGAUACAUCCUUUGUUAACAUCUGGGGGCAUAGAAAUUACUGAUUUUGAUGCCUUCAUAUGCAGCAGUGGCAGUGAUCUUUGCUAUCCAUCUUCAAAUUCAGAAGACAUGCUUAGCCCUGCCGAGCUUCCAUUUAUGAUCGAUCUUGAUUAUCACUCUCAGAUUCAAUAUCGUUGGGGAGGAGAAGGUUUAAGGAAGACACUAAUUCGUUGGGCAGCAGAAAAGAAUAGCGAGAGUGGAAAAGAAGCAGUUGUUGAAGAUGACGAAUGUUCAUCCACUUACUGCAUUUCAUUUAAAGUGAAGAAUACUGAGGCUGUCCCUCCUGUGAAGGAUCUUAGGAAGACAAUGAGAAUUCAAGCAUUGCGCUGUCAUGUAUUGUACAGCCAUGAUGGCAGCAAGUUGAACUUCAUACCUGUUCUAGCAUCACGAUCCCAAGCACUAAGGUACUUGUAUAUAAGGUGGGGCGUAGAGCUGUCGAACAUGACGGUGGUUGUUGGUGAAAGCGGCGAUACAGAUUAUGAAGGGCUACUCGGAGGCGUGCAGAAGACCAUCAUACUCAAAGGCUCAUUUAAUUCCGCGCCAAACCAGCUUCAUGCCGCCAGAAACUAUUCGCUAGAGGAUGUCGUAUCGUUUGACAAGCCAGGAAUUGCUUCCGUCGACGGUUAUGCCCCAGAUAUCCUAAAAUCAGCUCUACAACAAUUUGGUGCCCUGCAGGGCUAG
This is a messenger RNA of Triticum turgidum subsp. durum (durum wheat), 3216 nucleotides long. NCBI's taxonomy places the organism in Eukaryota, Viridiplantae, Streptophyta, Magnoliopsida, Poales, Poaceae. The record is from the annotation of a GenBank genome assembly.